AUGAAGAAGCUCUCCUCGCUCGAGUCGUCUUCGCGCGAGGCGAUCGGCGCGGCCGAGAGCGCGGCUCGGGCUGCGACGGGCGCCGCCGCCUCGCUCGAGCCCCACACGGCUGCCAGGGCGAGCGCUCUCGCUGCGGCCAACGCGGCGGCAGCUUCCUACGAGCGUGCCGUUCAGCUACAGCAGGACGUGGCCGAUGUGCUGGGCGCAGGCGCUCGCCGUAUCCGUCAGCCAGCGUCUGUGGAGCAGCAGCUCGAGGCGGAGCGGCGGCGAAGCGCGCAGCUCGAGCGGGCUCUCCAGCGCUUGCGAGCCGAGAAGAACGCCGAAGUGCAGAUGCUGGCCAUCUCUCUUGUCGAGCGGGCGGAGGAGGAGGCGAGGCAGACGCUGAGAAGGCAGGAGGCGGGCGCGCGGCUGGCGCUGCGUGUGCAGCUGGCGCUACUCCGUCGCCGCCGCCGCUCUGAUGGCCAGUCGUGGGCCGGGCUCGAGGCCGAGGCGCUGCGUUCGCACCUCGCGUCGGCGAUCGGUUUCGGCAAGCGCGCGGCGGGCGUUGACGCGCCCGCGAGCGUGCUCGCAGUGCACGUCGCGACGCUGCGGCGAGAGCUGAAGGAGGUGGAGAAGGCGAAGGCGGUCCGUACUCGCGCUUCCCGCUCAGUGGCGGGAGCGUUGCAGCCUCCUCUGCUCGGCCUCUCUCCUCCACCGCCUCCACCGCCACCGCCGCCGCCCCCGCCGCCGCCCUCGAUUGCUUCGACCUCGAGGAGCAGCAGCCGCGGCGGAGGGCUCGGCGUUAGCCUCGAAGACUUGGUGCGGGGCAGCGAGGCGCUUCGGUCGGCGGGGAGCACACCCCUUCUCUCCUCCCCUUCCCUGUCCGCCCCCCCCGGCGACCCGAUGAUGGAGGAGCUCAAGCGGCGGCUCGAGAGCCGGCGCUCCUCCCUCUCGGGCGGCACAUCGCCCCAGCCGAGCCCGCGCCGCAGCAGCCUUGGGGCUGGUAUGGGGGCUGGUAUGGCCAAUGGCGGCGGCGACGGCG
Molecule: messenger RNA, 1021 nt
Organism: Emiliania huxleyi CCMP1516
Lineage: Eukaryota; Haptophyta; Isochrysidales; Noelaerhabdaceae
Exons: 5
Source: RefSeq, a predicted model, not a curated record